UCUACAGCUGAUCCAGCAGAGCAUGGACUAGAGACGUCGGAGGGCUACGCAGACGCUCGUUGAACUCACGGGUACUGCUCUGGUAGUAGAUUUGGCCAGAGAGGCUGAAAGCGGUGUCUAGUGGUUAAUCUUUGAUUAACAAACAAUCAAACUUUACUCGGUGUGGCGGCAGUUGGCACCGCUAUGCUGAGACUGGGUGAGAUAUGGGACAUGGGGUGUCUCAUCCUGCAAAAGGGAUUUUACAGGCAUGCUGGGAACAUGAGCGAAGACAGAACACAAGCUUUGGUCUAGUAGGUGGCGGUAAUGCAACAUUUAUUGGAUACCAACUGCCGUUAAACCUCAUCAAAGAAAAGAAGGCUGAUCCAUCAUGGCGGCGGUUAAGAGACUCAAACGCGUGGCAGCGUUGCAGCCAGGAUUCAUAUCUUUUAAAUCGUCGGCCGAAUCAGAUGACUUGAACAGUGGCCGGAGGAAGCGUGUGAAUAAGAAUAAGAAAAAGAAUUGGAACAAACACAGUGAUAUUCAAGAUGUUGAAGAGUUUUUGGAUGACGUGAGACUUCAGGAAAGAGCUACAGGAGGACUGAUAUCCGAGAAGCCAGAUGAUAGCCUGUUCUUUGUGGACAUCGGAGAGCAGAAAAAAAGUGUCCUGCCAGAAGUCCAAGAGAGAAAGAAGGGGAAGAAGUCAAAGUCACGGCCCCUGAGGAUAGACCUGAUCCUGCAGCAUGACUCCCUUGUCCCUCCGCCUAAAGAUGUUUUGGCCUACCAGCAACCAAACGCAAAGAAACUCCGCCGCAUUGCAGAGAAUGCCGAGAAAUUGGCGGCCAUGGGUGUGUUGCCACGGAGACAGAAACGGCUCUUGAACCGCAGACCGGCAACUAAAACGUCAAAGGCAAAGACGGCAGCCAACAACUUCCCAGACAGACCCUAUUAUGACUUGUGGGGAGGAGAGGCCAAAGAGACCGCAGAUCCUUACUACCUUGAGCAAACGGGGAAACGGCGUGUGAAGCGACCAGAGAAGCUCAACGCAAAGCCCUCUAUUCUCCCGGCAGUGGAGGUCAUAGCCCCUGGAGGCUCCUAUAACCCAGACUUCUUCUCCCAUCAGGCCUUGUUACUAGAGGCCCAUGAGGUGGAGGUGACGAGGGAGAGAGCGGAGCUGAGAAUAGAGAGACAGCUGGCUGUCAAACGAGAGGAUACUGCCACUGAGGAGACAGUCUUCCAGGAACUAGUGGAAGGGUUAGUGGAGGAGGAAGAGGAGGAGGAGGAUGAUGUUGUUUCUAUUCGUGGUGGCUUGCAGCAGGAGAAAAAGACAGAGAAAGAAAGGAAGAGAGAGCGAGCCGACAAGAUAAAGUCACAACAGAAGCAGGCGGCAAGGGUGUUCACUGACAAGAAGCAGCAGCUCUUCCAGCUGCGCUCCAUCCAGGCGACCCUGAAGAGGCGGGAGCAGCGGACCAGAGAGAGGGUGGCCCAGCGGAAGGCCAACCAGGAGGCAGAGAAGUCCAUGCCCCGACGUCUCGGCAGACUCAAGUUCCAGGCUCAGGAUCUAGAGAUCCAGCUGAGUGAUGAGAUUCCUGGAUCCCUGCGGACACUCAAGCCAGAGGGCAGUGUCCUCAAGGACCGCUUCAAGAGUAUGCAAAAGAGGAACAUGAUUGAGCCCAGAGAACGAGCCAAGUUCAAGAGGAGACACAAGGUGAAGUAUGUUGAGAAGAGGGCCUUCAGGGAGAUCACCUAGAGACCAAACAACCAACCUAUGGAACUGUUCAGGACUGUGAUGUCACUCACAACACAGCCUCACCCACCGCCACUGGGCGACAGCCAGCCAAAGAGCUACUAUUUGCCCCCUCAAAUGUCUCCAAUCAACUCAGCCCAUUUUAAGUCAGUGAUGGAUUUGCCACCCUUUUAAAUCUGUGUUGUUGGAAAAUGUUGAAGAUCCAAGUCACCACGAUUUGGAACAUUAUUUGCUGUGCAUUGUUAUUUUCACGCACCAGCCCAAUCCAGAUGGCGCCCGUCAGAUUCAGGGUCAGUUCUAAUGCAUUUGGAUAUUUAAAUACACUGAUUCUGGGUCUGUCGGCAUCAGUUGGGAAUGUUAAAGGCUUCAGAAAGGGGGCUCUCUCCUGUCCCUCUCUCCCAGUUGGUGAUCUUGUCUUUUGUUCUUGCAAAACCAAGAUUAAUGCCCUCAUUAGGAGUGGAUUCCUGAGUGAAUAACAAGGCUGUUAAUGGAAGAAAAACGUUUAAAGCCACUUGUCAACAUGUGGACUUGGGUACAUUCUUUCAGUUAUAUCUGUUGUGUACAAAAUCACUUGAUUUGCUGUAAUCUGACUUGAUUUCAUUAAAGCAAGUUAAUUAAUGAAAUUGUUUUUAUUUUUACUCUGAUUAUGCUAUUUAAAUCUGUUUGUGCUUCUCAAUAAAUAAGUCAUGCAUUA
Oncorhynchus tshawytscha (Chinook salmon) is the source of this 2417-nucleotide messenger RNA. Its product is annotated as ribosome biogenesis protein NOP53. The transcript has 14 exons. Gene Ontology annotation, biological process: ribosomal large subunit assembly; rRNA processing. The record is from RefSeq and is a predicted model, not a curated record. NCBI's taxonomy places the organism in Eukaryota, Metazoa, Chordata, Actinopteri, Salmoniformes, Salmonidae. Gene Ontology annotation, molecular function: 5S rRNA binding. The coding region runs from base 368 to 1726 and encodes 452 amino acids. Gene Ontology annotation, cellular component: nucleolus.